AUACAAAAAUUUACAUGAAAAUUCAAUCAUGAGCUUUACUAAAUUAUAGUAUGAAUUCUACUAAAUUAAAAUUUAAAAAUAAAUAAUACUCUAUGAUAUGCCAGGACCAGAUAUAAGAACUGACGAAAAUGUUCAUGGCGAGAUGUCUACAACCCCCACAACAACUGUUCACAGUGGCGUUGAAGCUAAAACCGAAAGAAAGUUAACAGUUCUUGAAACACAUGGUUACAUUUUGGGCAGAACCAUAGGCUCAGGUUCAUAUGCCACAGUCAAGGUAGCCAAUAGUGAUAGACACAAUUGUCAAGUGGCAAUAAAAAUAAUAAGCAAGUUUCAAGCACCUGGCGACUAUCUGAAGAAAUUUCUUCCCCGAGAGAUAGAAGUCGUAAAAGGACUGAAGCAUGAAAACUUAAUACGCUUCUUACAAGCAAUUGAAACCACUCAUAGAGUGUACAUUGUGAUGGAAUAUGCAGAAAAUGGCAGCCUGUUGGAUAUUAUUCGGAAAGACCAACAUAUCGAUGAGUCACGCGGUCGUCGGUGGUUCAGACAGCUCGUGGAGGCGGUAGAUUAUUGUCAUGAGCGGGGUGUUGUACAUCGGGACAUAAAAUGUGAAAAUCUCCUUAUGGAUAAUAGUCUGAAUAUCAAACUAUCUGAUUUUGGUUUCGCAAGAGGCCAUAUGAAACCGAAGAACGGGGUUUAUGCAUUAAGCGAAACAUUUUGUGGGAGUUAUGCUUAUGCCUCGCCAGAAAUACUAAAGGGUGUCCCUUAUAGGCCUCAGGAUUCUGACAUUUGGAGUAUGGGCGUAGUUCUCUACGCGAUUGUGUAUGGUAGACUGCCCUUUGACGAUACUAACUAUACCCAACUCUUAAAGCAAGUCCAGAACAAGGUGUCAUUUCCUCGCGAACCGAAAAUAUCGACAGAAUGUCGCAAGCUAAUCACAAAGAUUCUAGCUCCUCUGAAAUUACGUGCAAAAAUACCUCAAAUCUUAGCCGACCCCUGGCUUAGUCCACACCAGUCAUCCAAAGAUGAAGACUUAGAUGCCAAGCCAGAUGCAGCGAGUAAAGAGGAAAUAAAAAGCGUAAAUAUUGGAACCGUAACAUUUGACAGAAAAUUUGAAGAAGUGAAGUAAAAAAUGACAAUUACAUAUUUAAAAUAGCUUAAUUUUAUCUGCACAAUAAACGAGUUACAUGACAAA
Molecule: messenger RNA, 1192 nt
Organism: Vanessa atalanta (red admiral)
Lineage: Eukaryota; Metazoa; Arthropoda; Insecta; Lepidoptera; Nymphalidae
Product: testis-specific serine/threonine-protein kinase 3-like
Exons: 6
Coding region: 98-1126 (342 amino acids)
Biological process (GO): microtubule cytoskeleton organization; protein phosphorylation; intracellular signal transduction
Cellular component (GO): cytoplasm
Molecular function (GO): tau-protein kinase activity; protein serine/threonine kinase activity; ATP binding
Source: RefSeq, a predicted model, not a curated record